Messenger RNA from Mizuhopecten yessoensis (Yesso scallop), 1936 nucleotides. Its product is annotated as importin subunit alpha-4-like. Gene Ontology annotation, molecular function: protein binding; nuclear import signal receptor activity. The transcript has 14 exons. Gene Ontology annotation, cellular component: cytoplasm; nucleus; nucleoplasm. The record is from RefSeq and is a predicted model, not a curated record. Gene Ontology annotation, biological process: NLS-bearing protein import into nucleus. NCBI's taxonomy places the organism in Eukaryota, Metazoa, Mollusca, Bivalvia, Pectinida, Pectinidae. The coding region runs from base 4 to 1647 and encodes 547 amino acids.
ACUAUGUCGUGCUUGACUCAAAAAGAAGGCCGGCAUUUUGGGGAAAUAGCCAUUUAUCCAGAGUCAAAAAACGAAGAACUAAACGUAACCGUUCGCACAAUGACGACAGAAAUUGGGGUAAAAGGAAGAACGCAUCUAUUUAAAAAUAAGGGAAAAGAUGCUGAGGAAAUGCGAAGACGAAGAACUGAAGUUACUGUUGAACUAAGAAAGAACAAACGCGACCAUUAUGUGUUAAAGAGAAGAAACGUUCCAGCCCAAGACAGUACAGACUCUGAAGAUACAGAAAAACCCACACAUGAUUCCCUGCAGGCUAUUGUGGCAAACGCUUCAAGUCCAGAACCCACAGUCCAAUUAACAGCCGUGCAAGCAGCCAGAAAACUUUUGUCCAGUGACCGCAAUCCACCAAUUGAUGACUUGAUUUCAUCAGGAAUUCUACCAACACUCGUUGACUGCUUAGUAAAAGAUGACAACCCUUCUCUACAAUUUGAAGCUGCAUGGGCCCUAACCAAUAUAGCGUCAGGAAGUUCAGAACAAACACAAGCCGUUGUCAAUGCAGGUGCUGUGCCCUAUUUCCUACGACUCCUGGAAUCACCUCAUCAAAAUGUCUGCGAGCAAGCCGUGUGGGCUCUCGGCAACAUCAUUGGUGACGGGCCAAGGUGUCGGGAUUACGUGAUACAGCUGGGUGCCGUCAAGCCUCUAUUGUCUUUUAUCAACCCUAAUAUCCCACUCCCCUUUCUUCGAAAUGUCGCUUGGGUCAUUGUUAACUUGUGCCGCAAUAAGGAGCCACCUCCGCCUCUAGAUACCAUUCAGGAGAUCCUACCAGCUCUCACGCAACUCAUACACCACACGGACAUCAACAUUCUAGUGGACACUGUGUGGGCCUUGUCCUACCUGACAGAUGGUGGUAAUGAACAGAUACAGAUGGUGAUAGACUCUGAAGUAGUGCCCUUCCUAGUACCCCUGCUGAGUCAUCCUGAUGUCAAGGUCCAGACUGCUGCAUUGAGAGCUGUUGGGAACAUAGUGACCGGAACAGAUGAUGAAACGCAGGUCGUUCUAAACUGUGACGCCCUCUCACACUUCCCAGCUCUUCUUACACAUCCCAAAGAAAAAAUAAACAAGGAGUCUGUUUGGUUUUUGUCCAACAUAACUGCUGGCAAUCAACAGCAGGUGCAGGCAGUAAUUGAUGCUGGACUCAUCCCACUUAUCAUACACCAUUUAGUCAGGGGUGACUUUCAGACUAAGAAAGAAGCUGCCUGGGCGAUAAGUAAUCUGACCAUCAGUGGACGAAAGGAGCAGGUGUCGUAUGUGGUGGAGCAAGGAGUUAUUCCCCCUUUCUGUGACCUCCUCAGUGUAAAGGACACCCAGGUGGUGCAGGUGGUGCUAGAUGGAAUCAAUAACAUCCUCAAAAUGGCCGCCGAUGAGGUUGAGUCCAUCUGCCAGGUCGUCGAGGAGUGUGGAGGUUUAGACAAGAUUGAAAACUUACAGAAUCAUGAAAAUUCUGACAUCUACAGAUUAGCCUAUGAAAUUAUAGAUAACUACUUUUCUGAUGAGACGGAAGAAGAUCCUUCUGUGCUUCCCGAAUCCACAACCCAAGGUUUCCAAUUUGACCCUAACUCAACAGUUCCUUCAGAUGGGUUCAAGUUUUGACAACAAGAUGAUGGCCACGACGUUGACUUUCUAUCGUGGUACAGUCUAGGCGCUUGUUAGUACACCCUGUGAUUGGAGCUUGACAGGCUAGGCAAAGUUAGACAGCCAACCUUCUCCUCCCAGGAAAUCAAUUAACUCUUGUGUCCCUUCAUUUCAUAUCCGCCCCUCGGGCAUUGACAGGAGACAAUUCAACACAGGAUAACGUCUACUGUAUCAUGGACAGACAUGGACAGACAUGGACCUAACCUCAAGGAUGAUAUCUGAAACGACUCUUCCAGGAAAACGUCCA